Messenger RNA from Rubroshorea leprosula, 1512 nucleotides. NCBI's taxonomy places the organism in Eukaryota, Viridiplantae, Streptophyta, Magnoliopsida, Malvales, Dipterocarpaceae. The record is from the annotation of a GenBank genome assembly.
GCACCUGAAACAAAAUAAAGAUAUAUUAAUCAAAGGAAAGGGAAAUUUUCAUAUUUUUAUAUUUUUGAUUGAUUUUUUUUUUUUGAUAAAAUUUUGAGUUAUGACAUCGACGUGACAAACCUGUUCAGCGAAGGAGAAAUGAGCAGCAUACUAGAACGCCAGUAUCAACGAGCCCAGAGCUUACGAGGUCGUGGAGUGGGCAGCACCUCGCAAAGACAGACGCGAUUCGACAAGCGACCGCCUGCAGCACCUCACUCGCGCAGCUCAUCCCACCGAGGAUCCAGCUCGACAUCUAGGCCGCGGGUUGACCAUAGGGCUGAGGCUGCGGCCCCCAGUGCACGCAGGCGUGCACGUGAGGAGAUGAACAGCGAAGAUGAGGUCCCCUUCUUGAGGCGCAAGACGACAAGGGGGACUGAGCCCGCGGUCGCGUAUCUUGACAACUUUAGUUAUGUGAAGCCGGAGUGCCAACCCGCUAUGACGCAAGGCAUGCAAAGCUUCAUGCCUCCAGCGGAUCGGCUACGAGCGAAGAGCUACGUGCAGCAGCAUGGCGGGCAGGUAGCCAUGAUCAAGUUAAUGGACGCGUUCAGCUACGUCGUCGCUAUGUUCGAGAAGAAAGCCAGCCUUGCAGAUGAUGUCAACCGUCUGCAAGGUUCGGAGAUGGCCAACUGGGCAGCUGCAGCGGAGAGCCGAGCAGACGAGCUCGCCAAUAGAAACAAUGAGCUUAGGGAGGAGUUGGAGCGAGCCCGUGCCGAAAAAGAGAGCGGGAUCCAGGCAGCUAAGGAAGAAGCCGCUCAGGUUGAGGAACGGGCCAAGAAGGCUGAGGCCGACAGGGACCGCGCUCAGCACGAGCUGAGCUCCCUUAGGCACCAGGUCGCCGAGGCCGACAAGAACCUCAAUGCUGCCGGGGAGGACGCCGUGGCGGUGGCGUCUGCAAAUGUGACCACAGAGAUCUACAAUGAGAUCCGUGGGAAGGUGCUGCAACAUCGCCCGGACUUCCAGAUUGGCGAGCUGGCGUUCUUCAACGGGGAGGACCUGGAGAGCAGGGGAAGAGUCCUUGAGGACGGGGAGGAUCCAACAGGGCUGCCCUCUUUUGACGCAUGGGUAGAGGGUGCUCCUGUAACUGAGCAAGAGCCUUCAAGCACCCCGCCCAACUCUCAGCCUGCCGUAGUGCCACCGUUGAGGUCACCUAUCAAUGCGCCAGCUCCCGAGCCAGCUGUGCGCUCGCCUCCAGCUCGGCGCUCGCCUCCAGCUCGCUCCUCUCCGCCAACAGCUGACGCGUCCAUGCCCGUCGAUUUGACGGAUGAUUAGACUUAGGAUUUUUUUGUUUUGAUCUUUUGUAUUUUGUUUUUGCAUUUUUGUAUUUGAUCAAUGGAUUCAUAUCAUAUGUACCUCCAAUGUAAACAUCUUUGAUGAAAUACAAAUAUGAAUUUUCCUUUGAAUUUUUGUUGUAUUUUCUGUAUAUCAUUGUUUACAACUGUCGGAUAACAACUUGAAUAAAAGAAUAGUACACAG